AUGGCCUCCCCCGACUCCCAAAACAUCAACACCUUCCUCACCAUCGAAGAGAUGAACAGCCCCAAACACCGCGCCAUCCUCGAGUUCGCCUCCAAAAAAGCCGGUUUCACCUGCUACGACACCUUCACCGCCUGGCUCGCCUCUCCAGCCCUCGCACCCUUCUGGACCGAAUUCGAGCGUGACUUUCUCAAGCCCCUAGCCGCCUCCCGCAAGUCCACCACCUCCUUCUCUUCCCCCCCACCUACCACCACCACCACCACCACCAUCACCAUCAACAACAACCCCCCUCCGGCGGAUCCCUUUGCGAAAACCUCCACGAUUCCCUGCCCCAUAUACCACAUCAUCCCGCUCUUCCAGGGCAUGUUCGGCACCAGGGAAUACCUGCGCAAGGGCCCGAGCAAGGCGACUUGGAGACCGAAUCACCACAUCCUUUAUUUCUUCUUGAACGUGUGGGAGCGCAAUCACGACCAGAUGAGGAACAGCCCCUGGGCGGGCUGUUAUCUGGAGAAUGUCAAGAUGUGGGCCAUGCAGCUUUGUUGGAUCCUGGAUGCCAUGACCAGGUGCAAGUACCAGGAGGAGUUGGGCUUGCAUGUGGUGGAGUUUAGAGGGAUGAGGGAUGAGGGGUGUAUUAUCACGUAUAAGCAUUAG
Messenger RNA from Neurospora tetrasperma FGSC 2508, 648 nucleotides. RefSeq lists its product as uncharacterized. Lineage: Eukaryota; Fungi; Ascomycota; Sordariomycetes; Sordariales; Sordariaceae. The transcript has a single exon. The record is from RefSeq and is a predicted model, not a curated record. The coding region runs from base 1 to 648 and encodes 215 amino acids.